This is a messenger RNA of Letharia columbiana, 1185 nucleotides long. RefSeq lists its product as uncharacterized. Gene Ontology annotation, molecular function: nucleic acid binding. The record is from RefSeq and is a predicted model, not a curated record. Bases 1 to 1185 code for a protein of 394 amino acids. The transcript has a single exon. Lineage: Eukaryota; Fungi; Ascomycota; Lecanoromycetes; Lecanorales; Parmeliaceae.
AUGAAAGUACCUUAUACUCCUACACGUAAUCCUCCUCUAGCCAAUCACGAAGCUAUCACUCGUCGUAAGGCCAAAUUCUUUAAAGCCUUUGACUCCCGAGCCCCCGGUCGAUUGCUUCAAGACGUAUGUUAUGACAAGGGAAUCGAAUACAGUACAGGCAAAACAUGGCUACGAAGACGAAGAAUACAGGGAUCUCCUAGCACAAGACGUUCCGGAAAGCAUCGCCCUGGACGUACUCCGAAGAUUCCCACAGAACCCUUGCAGAAAAUGGUCGAUCCAGCGGAGAAUCCUGUACGCAGAGAGCCAUUUCUUGUCCAAUUGGAACAUUUCGGAGUCAAUACAAGCGAACGUACCCUUCAACGAUCACUACGAGCUCGGACCAAUGACGCUCAGCUAUACAAAUGUGCUCAGGUUAAAACAAUUAGCGAGUCAAAUUUGAAACAGCGACGGGAAUACGGUGCACGGAAUCUCGGACAAACAGUGGAGGAUCUUUGGCAAUACGUGGUGUUUACGGAUGAGGCUCAUUAUUCUCGUAAUGCAAUACCGCAAGACCGUGUGUUACGAGAACGGGGUACUCGAUAUGACGUUAAGAACCUUCAAGAAUUGCCUAAUCUCGAACCAUGCUCCGUUCAUGUUUCGGGGAGUAUCUCCUGGCACCACAAAGAGAUUACUAUCUACCAUGACGAGAACGACCCCCCCGAUGUGAAGAUUCCGAAGCCUCGCAAGCCCAUAAGACGUCCCAAACGUGAAACCACUCCAGAAUACGAGCAACGUGUCGAGGAUUGGAAAGAAUCGCUACCACACGACCCGGAAAUCAAAGAAUCGGGCAAUUCAAUGACUCAGAACUACUAUGUCGAUAAGCUUCUACCAGGCCAUAUCGAGAAGGUACAUCACUUACGUACGCAAUUCGGCCGAGGUAUUUUAAUGGAGGAUGGUGAUGGAAGUCAUGGCAAGAAAUCUGGACCAGUCGGACGUGCUAAUCAACUACGUGAGGCCAAUUGGAUUGAAACACUUGAGCACCCUGCCCAAUCACACGACUUGAACCCGAAAGAGGGCAUUUGGAAUAUGCACAAGGCCAGAGUUCAUCGCCGCAGACGUCGAAACAACUUGACGGAGUUGAUACAGGUUAUUUUCGAGGAAUUUAAGGAGAUUAUCAUGUAUGAGGUCCGGGCUCGUAUCGCUUGA